Molecule: messenger RNA, 1987 nt
Organism: Lepisosteus oculatus (spotted gar)
Lineage: Eukaryota; Metazoa; Chordata; Actinopteri; Semionotiformes; Lepisosteidae
Product: free fatty acid receptor 3-like
Biological process (GO): cellular response to fatty acid; G protein-coupled receptor signaling pathway
Cellular component (GO): plasma membrane
Molecular function (GO): G protein-coupled receptor activity
Source: RefSeq, a predicted model, not a curated record
CCAUACUAAUACUUUUUUCUUUACACAGCCAGUAUGCAAAGAUUGUGUGUUUAUGAAAGAAAGCUCUGCACAAAAAAUAAAGCAGCUUCUGAAUAUGAAGUCUUUAUUGUUGUUGUUGAAUAAAAGCAAACGUUGUGCUUGUCACUACAUCAUUGAAUAUUCAGCAUAGGAUUGCUCAUCACAGCGUUUUGGUUCUAGUUUUCACUCCUCUCGGUCUUGUGCCCAGUAACCUUCUAUCCUGAAGACUCGAAACGACCACAGAGAUGGAUUUGCUAGCGCUGGCUGUUUACAUUGUAACCUUCCUUACAGGACUGCCAUCAAAUGUGCUGGCGCUGUAUGCCUUCAGCUUGAAGGUGCGACUCAAACCCCUUCCUAUCGACAUCCUCUUGAUCAACCUGACAGUCUCAGACCUCAUCUUCCUGCUCUUUCUGCCCUUCAAAAUGGCCGAAGCCUUCUAUGACCAGCAGUGGGUCCUGCCCAACUUCCUCUGUUCCCUGAGCGCGUUUAUCUUCUUCUCAACCAUCUACAUAAGCACUCUCUUUCUGACAGCAGUGAGUGUUGACAGGUACCUUGGAGUGGCCUACCCCUUCACGUACAAGAAGAAACGUCACCCGCUGUAUGUCAUCAUGGUCUGCAUCUUCAUCUGGAUCUUCUCCUCUGCCCACUGCAGCAUUGUCUACAUAACAGAGCACUUCCGACCAGAGAACGCAUCUGAUAAUUACUCAUUGUGCUACGAUGACUUCACAGAGGAACAGCUGGCCAUACUUCUCCCUGUUCGUAUCGAGUUGUGCGUUGUCCUCUUCUUCAUCCCCCUUAUAAUCUCAGCCUUCUGCUAUUUGAAUUUCAUCCACAUCCUCAACACCCUGGCCAACAUCAACCAUAAAAAGAAACAGAGAGCUAUUGGCCUGGCCUUGGGAACUCUACUCGUGUUCAUCCUCUGUUUUCUCCCCUACAACAUCACUCAUAUAGUAGGUUACAUCCAUAGGAAAAGCCCCAAGUGGCGUAGGUUUGUGCUCCUUCUCAGCACAUUCAAUGCUUGCUUGGAUCCCAUCAUCUUCUACUUCUCUUCUUCUGCUUUCCAAGAAACCUUCAAAAAGUUUUUUUUUAUUCAACUGAUAAGAAGGAAAUAGAAGAAAAACUAAACUCUUGUAGUUUAUAGUACGUUGGGCCUCCUUUAGAGAGACUUCAACACAAACCGGGUUAUCUGUGACCUUAUGUACUGUAACAGGCCCAAUACUGAAAGAGACCUGAUUUUUGGUCAAGUGAGUGGAUAUUGUUUUAAAGCCACCUUUUAAUUGUAUCACCUUAUAAAUUAAAAGAUUGAGAGGGGAUGUAGGAAAACUGUUGUAUCAGUAGCACAAUAUCAAAUCCAAUUUGUCACUAUUUCCUAUGAGGUUGUGUUAUCUUGCUUUAAGUGAGCAUGGUUUUCCAUGUUUUAGUAAACACUUUUUUGCACUAAAACAUUUGUUGGCCUAGAGUGAAUAGUACUAUGAAUUCCAGAAUUGUCUUAACUCACAAUGAUUUUAUGGGGGGUUUGGAUUGUGUAAUGAAGACUUCUGUAUUCUAUUCUGUCUUAAAUUAACUUAGUAAAUAAGCACAUUUGUAUAAAAUCCCUAUAUAUUUGAACAGUAAUAUUUUUUUUAAUUGGCAGUUGAAGGAAAUAAAUACAAAAUUUAUCUUUGACAAGAAUGAAUACAACUUCUAAAUUACCAUAUGGUGACACUUCCAAACAAAAUAAAUAAAUUGAAAAUGUGUAGCACACACAGUGUAUUCCAGUUGGCAAUAUAAUACUUCACCACUUUUGAGGAAAACGACAACGACAGUCGUGAGAACAGUUAUUUAAUUCACAGAUCCCAUCCAGUUUUUUGGUGAAGGAAGCCAGGAAGUCAGUUUCAACUGCAGGGUCGCGUUCCCUGUCCAGGACUCCCACAGCCCUUCAUAUAAGAAAGUUCUGACUGUUCUCAGGAUUAAAAAACACUUCAACUUG